This is a messenger RNA of Chinchilla lanigera (long-tailed chinchilla), 1126 nucleotides long. RefSeq names its product testis expressed 33 (gene Cimip4). NCBI's taxonomy places the organism in Eukaryota, Metazoa, Chordata, Mammalia, Rodentia, Chinchillidae. The transcript is spliced from 7 exons. Bases 283 to 1056 code for a protein of 257 amino acids. The record is from RefSeq and is a predicted model, not a curated record.
AAUCAACUAUGGGGGAAGGGUGCUCCCUAGCAACCAUCCACUGGUCCCCCCCAGUCCACUUUGAGCAGCUCCACUUUGCACUCCUGGGCUUCGGCACCCCCUGGAGAGGUUCCUGUGCUUUCUGAUGUUAUGAAAGUCAUAGAGGAGGGCGGCUUGUGAGAGACACGCGCUGGGCUGCAGCCAGACCCACCACUCCUCCUUGACCGAGGUCUUUUGGGACCUUUCUCCCAGGUCAGAACUGACAGACCGAGCUUGGAAUUACCUGCCUUAGAGCAAGAGGCGAUGGAACUGGGUCAUCGAGCAGGUGCAACUUCUUUGACCAGGAGCCCCCUGGGCAGCAUGAAAGGGGGGCCCCAAGACGGCAACAUCUCCAAGUUCAAGCACCAGACCCCGCCCGCCUCGAGCUCCGGAGGCAGCUCCCUAGGACAGGAGGUAGCCCGGCCUCCACCCCCAAGCCCUGCCAGCAGGGAUUCUCUGGGGGUGGGCCCAGGACAAGGGGCUCUGAAGAAGGGGGGCUCCAGACUGUCCUCGAGGGGGAGCUGCGUUUCCCUCCAGGAGGGGCCUUGGCAGGGCAAAAGCCUCGACGCGAAGACCCAGGAGCUGAGAGUUUCGUCUCCCAGCCAGAAGGACAACAUCAUCCCUGACAACAUUCGCCACAAAUUCGGGAGCAAAGUGGUGGACCAGCUGGUCUCCGAGGAGCAGGCUCAAAGCGCCAUCAGUGAAGCUUUGGAGGGCCAGAAGAAGAGAAGCUCAUGGUCCAGUGAAACCCAGAGUCCUGUGAAAAGCUCCUCCAUCUUUUCCGACUACUAUGAUCUGGGUUACAACAUGCGAUCAAACUUAUUUCAAGGGCCACCCGAAGAGACCAAGAGCCUUAUGAAAGCUUCCUACACGCCAGAGGUGCUGGAGAAAUCGGUGCGGGACUUGGAACACUGGCAUGGCAGGAAGACAGAUGACCUGGGACGGUGGCACCAGAAAAAUGCCAUGAACAUGAAUUUGCAGAAAGCUCUCGAGGAGAAAUAUGGAGAAAAGAGCAAAUCCAGGGCCUCAAAGUACUAGGUACGGCACGGAAGAGGCACCCUCUGCUCACAGAAAGUGCUCACAAUAAAGAAAGAGAGCAUAAAUCGGA